Molecule: messenger RNA, 4633 nt
Organism: Acanthoscelides obtectus
Lineage: Eukaryota; Metazoa; Arthropoda; Insecta; Coleoptera; Chrysomelidae
Source: the annotation of a GenBank genome assembly
CCUGGUUGCCGAGUAACGUGUGUACCUUUCAAUGAUGUACGAUUUAACUGAACGUGCAAUUAUGAGCGCCUUAAAGGAUAACAAAGGGAUGGUGACACCAACGCCAUCUGAACGCGCCUGUCCUCCACCCGUUCACGUCAAUAUCGGCGCGGAUACAGAAAAACCACCCCAACAGGAUUCGCCACCCUUCAGGAUCUGGAGGAAGGUUCGAACGUCUCACGCUAUAAAUGGAUUCCUUGCCAUUUUCGUUAUCGUCCUCCUUAUCAUCACAGAAUAUGGCUACAUCCCGGGUACGAAAAUGGGCUACACGUGCCAAGACCCCAGUAUAUCGCACAAAUACCGGGGUGAGGUGAUCACACCAGUCAUGCUGGGCGUCGGAUGUUUCCUACUCCCACUGCUUGUUCUAGUCUUCACGGAAAUACUAAUCAAGGACUCAGUGAAACGAAUGGAUGUCUGGAAUUUGUGGUUCCUGUAUAAGGAGUGCCUUGUGGGUGGAAUAUUGGUACUGGUAUUGACUGAAAUGGCCAAGGUGAUUGUUGGUGAACACAGGCCGCAUUUUUUGGAUGUUUGCGAACCGGACACGGCAGUGGGAUGCUCGCCUGGUAGCUUCAUCGAAGACUACAGAUGCACCAGUACUAAGUAUAAAGGCUACUUCGUGGUGGACUCUUCGCGGUCGUUCCCGUCUGGGCAUUCAUCGACGUCGGUGUUUGUUGGAAUUUUCUCGGCGUACAUAAUACACAGCCGUCUUUUAACAUCUCGCACCGGGUACCUCGCCAAGCCGUUCCUGAUCUCUCUCUGCCUGUCCUGGUCGCUGAUAUGCUCGCUGACCAGGAUAACAGACCGACGCCAUCAUUGGUGGGAUGUUCUGGCAGGCGUCUUCUUGGGACUAGUUGGUGUGACAUACACGAUAUGUUUGGUACGGAAAAAGAUGGACUCCUACGAAGACGACGAACCUCCAACUAAGAUAACGACGUCGACGACGACGUUACUGGAUGUGAAAAACAAAGACGCGACUAGUGUUAUUAUUUAAUUUACGCUGAGGAUCAAUGAGUGACUAUUGAUACCAUUUUUUGUUUUUUUUUUUGUUUUUGAACUUCCAGGUGUGCGGGGACCAAAUGGUUAAUAACUUGAAGAAAUGUUUUACACGUAUAUACCAUUAUUGUUUUAGAUGACACAUCAUAGUUCAGUAGACUAAAAGGCUGGCAAAAAAACGAUUUGUUAGGUUGGUGGACCUUGGAAGGUCAACGGCCAUCCUAACAAAUAAACACUUAUUACUCCUUUAUUUAAUGGAUAAGUUGAACAAAUAAGUUAUUGACACUUUGUUCUAAUAUUUAACUUGAACCGUUUCUGUUUAUUGCAAAGUUAUUCAGUAUAUAUUUAAGUUUCAUUAAAGGUUCCAAACAAGGCCGUUCUUUAACUUUAAACUAUCGUUGUGAUAUAUCAUUGUGAAAUACCAUUACCUGCAAAGGUCUUUUAUCAAAAUGAGAUGUUAAAUACUUACAACAAAAAUGCUCAAUGACUUGAACGCUAUCGUAAAACUUUAUACAGAUAUCAAAUAGGUUGUGAAUAACCUUUAAAGGUAAAAGAACACUUUUAACCGACCAAAGUUUCCUUAUAGUAGUUUAUUUACUUGAAAACCCAAAAUCUUCUGCUGCUGUGUGCUAAGAUUAAUUUUAACGCCGAUGCCGACAAAGCGAGGUACCUCAUUAACAAAAUACGUGUGUCUUUGAGUUCGAUGGAUGUGUGAGCUGAAGGCAUUUCUUCUGGAAUGACAAGGAGCAUGGCCUUUCAUGGUCCACCCACCUUUGAGCAUUUAUUUUUUAGAAUCGCGGAUUUCGAAUACGGUGUUAAGUUUGUGUGUAUGAGGGCAUUUCAGGGUCACUGCAAGGUCAUGUCAAGGCAUUUGCAAAAGCAGCCGAUCAGUUGAGCCCAACCGUCUGUAUUGAGGUUCUUUUGGUCGUUGAGUCCGAAUCAUAUAUCAUUCAGUUACUGCAACGGCAUUUGAAGAUCAUUUCAAGGUCACUUCACGAACAAAUUCAAAAUACGUCUAGGGUGCGAGUCCAGAAGCGUGUCUUGACGUUUUGUGGUCGAGUUCAAAUCAGAGAUCAGUUUGUCUCUAGGAGGACAUUUGAAGGUGAUUUUAAGGUCACUCAAAAAAGGUUAAGUAUAUGAGAUUGUAUUUCUCAAUAAUUUGUAAAAGUUAACAAGAACCGCAGUACUCCACGGUCCACGAACAUGAUUAAUAUUAAUUCGGGCAAAGGGCAGAACAUUAUCAAAAACUUGCCCUAACAUAAAAAAGUGAAGGUAAAGAUAGUAAUCAGUUCAAUACACGAAAAGAACAGUUUUACAACAAAUUAAUGGAAGUUGGUUCUCUCUUUAUAUGAUGAUCCAUACAUAUAGAUAUUCAAUCUUUGAAGAAGCAAUAAAAUGCGCCAUGCUCUCCAGUUAAAAGGUAGUAUUGAUCGAAUUAUGUACCACAACCAUCAAGCUUAAUAGUCCGUCAUGGUAAAGCUGGCGAAGUUCCGAUUCCUUGGCCAACUUAUUAUUAUUAUUAAUUCCUAAAUAGUCAAUGAAUACCAUUCAUUAUCCUUAUUUUGUUUCUUGAAAGUUUGCCACGUUUUCGAAUAAAUAAAUCACUGUGAGUAACUCAGACUGAUGUAUGAUUGGAGUAAAUAUUUGACUACCAUAUUCAGAUGUAUCAGCAGGCUUAUUAUGUAACUUAUAGGAUAAUUUUGCUGUAAAAUAGUUACUGCAACGAAAUCGCAUUGAUUUGAUUUUUGAUCGACUCACAGCAACCUUCAUUCAAUUUAUGCAUUGGAUUUUCUGUAAAGCUAAUCGUAGGCGCAUUCAAAAGAUUUCGUGUAGUUUCCCAAAUAAGGUUUUACAUGUUAUUAAAAUGCUUCUGUAAGCAUAGCGCCUUUUAGUCACAGUAUUCUUAAAAGGGUAUCCCGCACUCCCGAUGUGAAAAAUUUGUUUUUUCAGUACGUAAAAUUUAUAAGGAAUGUAGGCUUAGAUAUUAUUAUUUAUUAAUACUUGAGGACCUAGUCGAAAAUAUGAACUUAAACUUGGUUUCUCUUUUUUUGAUACUGAGAAUGAUUUUCGAGUCCUAGAAAGUUUGUUAUCCGAACCAGAAUGAUUGUAAGGAAAGUAACAUAGAUGCUUCGAGAUAGAAAUUUUCUUUGUAAAUAUGUACAUUUUUUUAUUGAUGAUAUUACCAUAAUUUAUGUUUUAGUCAUUCCUGUGUAUUACGCAAGGAAGGGUGUAUUGGUUUUACAAAUUAUGUUAAAAGUGAACUUAAAUUUGUUAUUAAGAAACAUUAGAACAGAAAAUAUGUGUAAGCUAUCAGUAUUCUUUGUUUCCUUCAUCAGCAAAUGUGCGUUUUAGGUCAAUACAGGAGAUACACAUAUUGAUAGCGAUUUCUUUUGUCAAUUAGCUGGCUUUUCAGUACUGCCGCAAAAGAAACGUUUUGUCAUCAAAUUGUAUCGACAUAUUUAUUACAAUGUAGCAGUUAGUUUAAAGCUUGGAUGAGCGCAUGAGUAUUAUUAUCCUAUAUUUGUGCAGCAAAUAAGAACAAAAAUGUCUAUGAUGCAAACAUACAUAAAUGCUCUUAGAUUUGUAUUGGUUAAUUCAUGACUAUGAUGUGAGGUUUUAUAAGCACUAACUGUUUUUGGAACGAAAUGUAAAUUUUUCAUUUUUUUGACACUAUACGUGAACAACGUGUUCUUGAACAAAUCGAUAUUUUGAAUAGACUCUGCUUUUCAGACUCCUACUUAUUUUUUGAACUGGUUAAGAAGCUCAAAUUCGGGAUGAUAAAAUUGAUUACUGUAUUUUAGUGUAAAAGUAACAGAUGAUAUUUUCAAGAUGGCGGCUGCGUGUCAUGUAUUAUUUUUUUAAAUGGAAUGGGAAGUCAGGUCAUACCUUAUUUUGAAGCAUCCGAUGAGUUUUUUAUAACUCUAAAAUAUAGAAUCACUAUCUUCCAAAAUGGCGAUAGAAUUGAGAAUUUUUGUAGACUGAAUUGCUUAUAACUAGUCAACAUAUGAUCAAAACGUUGUUAUAUAUUGCAUAAAUAUUCGUUUUUUAAAGGAGUAUAUCUGAAUGUGCAAUAAAAUAUAAGACAUAUCCUGUAGAUCCUUCCAGUAAAAGGUUUUGAUGAUUGGUUAUUGGAUUUUAUAUUCUAGAGUUAUGAAUAAGGACUUCAAAACACUAAAACGAUAAGGCUCACUCAUCGAUCUCAUUACCUGGAAUUUCAUUUUUUUAUCUUGACCCGUUCAAGAAGUAAGUAGAUCCUUUUGAAAAACACUAUAUGCAUUAUAUCGAAGAUCUACAUACUUUCUCACAGAAACUCGCUUUAUGAUAGAGUAUAAUAUCACUCUCCCAUGUGUUACUUACAGUUACUGUCUUUCGUCUUAAGAUCACGUAGUUUUAAAGCUAUAUUGCUUCUCAGACACCAUGUAGAUAAUAUAAAAUGUGCAACAGGAUAGCACCUCCCGAAACAGCUUUAUUACUUUAUGGUUUUUAUUUUUGCAUUUUUAUAAAAUGCAUCGUUUGGCUACUCCAGUAUUUGUUGUUGGUGACUGUUACAUCACGACUCCUUACUAUCUGUAAAUACUUGUAGGCUUAUAAGAAAUAUAAC